UGUAUAUGCCUGUGUUUCAUAGUAGUAUGUAUAGUGGAAAUAGUUCUCUGGGCACUAAUGUACUAUUGGAUAAACAAUGCAUUGGAAGAAAAUAUUGACACGUUUCAUAAAAGAUAUUCCGGGAGCUAUCUGCUGAAUGGUUAUCAGGACAAAUGGAAAGCUUUAUAUAAUUGUUUGGAAUGUUGUGGCACCAACGGAACUGGUAAUACAUGCUCUGGUGUUUAUCCAAGCAAUGGCGUUGAGUUUCCUGGAUGUUUUGACCUCUAUUCGGAGAAAAUGAAUUUGUAUAUUCAGGUUUAUCUUGGAAUAAUAAUAGUGUGCUUUCUUUGUCAGAUUAUUGGUAUUGCCGCUGCAGAUUAUACAGUUAUAAAACAACAAAUGAAAAGUAAAGGUGUCAAAAAGCUGUCUUCAGAAAGACGAUAUCUUCUCUGUAUGGAGGAAUAUGGAGUUUUGCGUACGCUCUUAAAAUUCAUGAAGGAAACUUGGAAUAGAACACCCACACGCAUUAUAUCAGUUAUAGUGAAAUCGAUAAACAUGGUAUCCAGUAUAGCACUCAUGAUAACUAGUCUUUGGUUUAUAAGAAGUGAUUUUAUAACAAAUCAAGAGUUUCUAUACUACUUCCGGCGAAUGGAUAUAUACGGGUACAGUUAUCACAACGUAUUUACAGGUUUUGCCUGUUGCACACUUGCAAUGGGAACAUUUGGUAUCGUGAUUAGUGUAAUUGGCAUUAUUGGUUCAUCAAAACAAUCCACUGCACUACACACAUUUGCAUUUUUUUCUUCUAUUGGAUUAGGAGGAUUGAAAAUAAUGGCUUCAAUAUUUUGGGCGGUUAUGCUGAAAGAGAUAACAAACCAUGUCGAAGAUGAGCUGACUGAGUUAAGUGGAACUGAUAUAUUUUACACCACAAUGAUGUUGAAGUUUGAAUGCUGUGUAAUAAAAGGACACACGGAAGGGUAUUUCUGUUAUUCUAAUAUGCACGAAAGUAUAGUUAAUUACGGACAUUCCUGGAAUGGUCAUCAUUCAUAUGUAAGCAAUGGUCUCUUUGGAAGCUAUAAAGAUUCAAAGUAUUGUUCUCAAGCUAUGAGAGAACGCUUAUACGUACUAUCAGGCUAUUAUUUCUCUUUCCUAAUACUAGGACUAAUUUGCGAUUUCGUAGGACCUAUUCUUAUCAGCAAAGAAUUUAAGGAAAGUCAACGAGUAAACGUUGAGAGAGAGACCAAGGAAACUAUGCAUUUGAUUCCAUGGUUAAAUCAAUUAGUUAGAAGUGAUAAGCCAAGGAGUAUCUUAAUAUCGUUAUACAUAUGUCUAGCAGUUUUCAUGAUGUUACUGGAGACGGCAUUCAUAGUAUUAGCGGCCAUAUUUGGCGUAUCAAACCACGUGAACAGAGACUAUAUAGAUACGAUUGGAGAUUUGUAUGUUUUCUUAGCUAUAGGUAGCAUCGUCCUGGUGUCAUGUUGCAUGAUCAUUAGGUUUGCUGGUUUGAUUAUUGUUCUUAAAAGAUGGAAGAAAAGCCUGUAUUUGAUAACAACCAUUGUAACACUAAAUACCUUGCUGACACUGACAUUCUUAAUAAUGGGGUCAGUUAUGAGAAAGGAUGAAUAUCCAUGUAGCUAUUACGAUUGGACAGUUUACCGUUUUAUAAACUGCUCGUCAAAUUUAGAAUCAACAUCAGGAGUUGCCAUUGGAAUGUUUGUUAUCGAACUGUUUUCGCAGAUAUGUGUGUUGAUCAUACAUGAUAGGAUUCAUCAGUAUACAGACAUUACAGACGAGCUGUCUCAAACAGAUGAUAAGAAACAACCAGGACUCCUCAGAACAAUUUACACAUUUUUGUUUGUUGAAAGGCAGUUAUUUAAGAAUAACCGGAAACUUGAGAUCCCUGUUGCUGUGUAUGUUGGGGCAAGCAUAGUGAUGACGUUACUCGAAACAACGUUUAUCGUUUUGGUAUGUUUCUAUGGCUUUUCAUGGUUACUGGACCGGAGAUGGAUAACAACAGGUUUAUACAUACUCGAUGAAGAAACCAUAAACAUUGGAGUUUUGUUCGAUUUUCUGAAGAUUUCACUUUUAGCCCUGAUUCCUAUUAUAAGUAUAAUUAGAGUAUGUGGAGUUGUUUCUGUAUUGACAAGACGUAAAAUCUUUCUUUAUGUGGUGUCAGGUGUACAUGCGUUCACAUUACUGAUUUCAAUAAUAUUUCUGAUACUUUCAUCAAUUGUAUUGCGUGCGGUGAGCAGGUGUACCUUAGACAGCGAGUCUUGCCCUUCACGACGAUAUGUUAUAGUUGGUGUAGCAGUAGCCAUGAUUAUUCUUGAAAUCUUAAUACAGGUGAUUUCCUUCCUUGUUCACGACAGAUGCUAUAAGUAUUUUCUUCCCGAUGAGGGAACAGAAUCAUUGAUUGGUCCAGAUCAACAAAAAGGAAUGUUUUUAAUGAUGUAUGACAAAUUCUUUCGACGAAGGAAAAAAUUCAGCAGUGGAAAGAUAGAAGUGUUUGUUGCCGUUCAUUUCGUACUAGCUGUAUUUUUUCUUAUUAUUGAAUUAAUCUUUAUUGCAUUGGUCUCUGUGUAUGGAUUAUCAUCGGUUCUGGACAGGCAAUGGAUAACAUCAGGACUCGGUAGCUUGUAUAAGAUUUCAAUGAAUCUUGAAGUUGUCUUCAAAUUCUUGUCAAUUGGAUGCCUAGUGUUGAUUCCAUUAAUCAGUAUAAAUAGAAUCAUCGGUAUAAUAGCAGUAUCGUGCACCUGGAUCAAAGUCGUAUAUGUUGUAAGCAAAGUAUUUUGUAAUUUAUUGAGGUUAGAUUUUAUACUAAAUCUUGAUUCAUCAUAUAGGUAA
This is a messenger RNA of Mytilus trossulus (common blue mussel), 2820 nucleotides long. RefSeq lists its product as uncharacterized. The transcript has 25 exons. The record is from RefSeq and is a predicted model, not a curated record. Bases 58 to 2820 code for a protein of 920 amino acids. NCBI's taxonomy places the organism in Eukaryota, Metazoa, Mollusca, Bivalvia, Mytilida, Mytilidae.